UGUGUCUUCUUCUCUCCGUCAGAUUCCUGUCAGCUCACAGUCGACACAAACACAGUAAACAACAAACUCAAACUGUCCAAAAACAACAGAGAGGUGACGUAUGUGUCAGAGGAUCAGUCAUAUCCUGAUCAUCCAGACAGAUUUGACUACUGGCCUCAGCUGCUGUGUAGAACUGGUCUGACUGGUCGCUGUUACUGGGAGGUCGAGUGGAGAGGAGGAGUUGAUAUAUCAGUGAGUUACAGACGAAUCAGCAGGAGAGGAGACAGUGGAGACUGUUUGUUUGGACUGAACGAUCAGUCCUGGAGUCUGAUCUGCUCUGAUGGUGGAUACACUGUCUGUCACAUUAAGAGAAAAACACCCAUCACCUCCUCCUCCUCCUCCUCUGUCUCUGGUAGAGUAGCAGUGUAUGUGGACUGUCCUGCUGGCUCUCUGUCCUUCUUCAGAGUCUCCUCUGACUCUCUGAUCCACCUCCACACCUUCAGCACCACAUUCACUGAACCUCUUUAUCCUGGCUUUGGGCUCUGGUCCUGGUCUCCUGGUUCCUCAGUGUCUCUGUGUCCUCUGGAGGACAGACAGUCUCCUGUCAGUGAUCACAGAGUUCAGUGUGUUGAGGAUCACAGCUGAUGGGAGGUCCCAGACUGUGUAGGAUGUGAGUUUUACCUGAGGGAGGCGCUAGAGGACAGAUGAUGGACCCAUGAAGGUCCUGAAGAAGCAUCAGUGUGUAAACUCUCGUAUAGACUUUGAUCCUCUUCAGAAGAAAAACCCUAAAACCAUCAGAGUUAGCCAGCCUCUCCAGCACUCAGCCAUUUUUGGGUAUUUUCCUGAAGUAGCUUCUUAUUGGCCUUCAACAUCAUUUGUGCUGUUUGAAAUUCCUCCAUAAGUGUAAAUAUGAAUAGUUUAGUAAGAAUAAUGAGUCAGUGUGAUCUAGAUCUCCCACAGUGUGAAUGACUGCUUUCUGUUUUGGACAACAGAAAGUGAAUGUCAUCAACUUUUGUAGUUGUUGCCCCAAUUCAAAUCUGUAUUUUGUUGUUUUCAUGUUUAAUGUGAGAUUUCCUGCUAACUCUAUCAUCUACUGUCCCACCAACAAAUGUCUUCAUCGGCUCUUUGAAUUUCAGCCCCAUCUGUUCUCUCAGCAGGAAUAUUUUCAUUGUUUCUGUAAAUGUGGCUUCCAAAUAAAUAUUAUCGGUCUCAA
Molecule: messenger RNA, 1192 nt
Organism: Plectropomus leopardus (leopard coralgrouper)
Lineage: Eukaryota; Metazoa; Chordata; Actinopteri; Perciformes; Serranidae
Source: RefSeq, a predicted model, not a curated record